CAUAUUAUUAACCAUGGCGGACUGGCUUGAAGAUUAGGACUGAGCUGCAUCUCACACGACAUUAAAAAAAAAAGCUAAUCCAGGACGGUUUCUCCCUCCAGAAGUGGUUUCUUUUAAACCACGUGUUGACUAUUAGUGUGUCAGGGCCACACCUCUGGGUAAGUAAAGAGCUACAUCAGGCAGGUCGCUCUUUACUUACCCUCUCCUUUAGCUGACGCCUACAACCAAAUGGACUUCUAAAGCAUUAAUACUGAAGCAACAACAAAAUGUGUGCCCUGGAAUCCAAAGUGAUUGAAGAUAUUAAAAAGGCCCUGGAAAAAAAUGACAAGGACUCGGCUGCAUUAAUAACCCAAAAAUAUUUAGGAGAUAUAAAUAAUAUUUCACUGAACAUUGCUGUCACAGGAGAAAGUGGAGUUGGAAAGUCCACCUUUGUUAAUGCCUUCAGGGGGAUAGACAACAGAGAUGAGGGAGCGGCCCCUACAGGUGUUGUGGAAACGACCAUGAAGCCUGAGCCUUACCCACAUCCAAGACACCCCAAUGUUACAUUAUGGGAUCACAAGAUUGAUAACAACCUAAGUGAUGCAAAAAGGUGCCAGAGGGAGUACGGUGAAUAAAAGACACUUCAGGAAAUCAGGGAGAACUGCAUUCAAGGACUUGAAAAACAGGGUGUAGAGUCUCCUCAGGUCUUCCUGUUGUCUAGUUUUGAUCUCCAUUUGUACGACUUCCCCGCCCUCCAGGACACCAUGGAGAGAGAGCUUCCCUCACACAAGAGAGACUUUCUGAUCUUAGUCCUUCCCAACAUCUGCAAAAGCACCAUUCACAAGAAGAAAGAGGUUUUCCGUUCACGAAUAAAGUACUAUGCUAUUUUGUCUGCCCUCGUUGCAGCUGUACCUAUCCCAGGGCUUUCCAUUGCUGCAGAUUCAAGCAUUGUGGCUAAAGUUCUACAGGACUAUUUGAAUGGGUUGGGUCUAGAUGAAAAAUCGUUGGAGAAAAUUUCCAAUGCUACAAAAGGGUCUUUUUCGGAUGUAAUGGGCAGGGAUGAAAUGUCUUUGUUCUGGAAAGAAUGUAACUAAGGAGCCUGUUUUGUUAAUGCUGCAUUCUCUACCACUUGUUAU
Gadus morhua (Atlantic cod) is the source of this 1115-nucleotide messenger RNA. Its product is annotated as interferon-inducible GTPase 5-like. Lineage: Eukaryota; Metazoa; Chordata; Actinopteri; Gadiformes; Gadidae. Gene Ontology annotation, molecular function: GTP binding. Gene Ontology annotation, cellular component: membrane. The record is from RefSeq and is a predicted model, not a curated record. The transcript has 3 exons.